Harpia harpyja (harpy eagle) is the source of this 11264-nucleotide messenger RNA. RefSeq names its product splicing regulatory glutamic acid and lysine rich protein 1 (gene SREK1). Gene Ontology annotation, cellular component: nucleoplasm. The coding region runs from base 3753 to 5450 and encodes 565 amino acids. The transcript has 11 exons. NCBI's taxonomy places the organism in Eukaryota, Metazoa, Chordata, Aves, Accipitriformes, Accipitridae. Gene Ontology annotation, molecular function: RNA binding. The record is from RefSeq and is a predicted model, not a curated record.
AAAAAAAAGUGUUGUCUUGGUCAUCUCACAAUCUCAAAACCCUGGCAGUUCGUGCUGGAGUGAUGGAGAAGGUUCUCAUCCCUAAGUGAUGUUCUUUCUUCUUGUGAAAUGGAAGGCCUGAAACAGAAGUGGUGGACCAGGUGGUGUGUCUAGUCCUCAGGCAUUGCUCUUACAGCCAGCUGCAUUGGGAUCAAUUUGUUUCACUUGGAAUGCACCAGGCUGUGCACUGAAGCUGGGAGGAGCUUUGCUUCAUGAUCUGUUGGAUUUAGCUGUGGUAGUUGAGGUAAUUGCCAGGAGGUGUAAUCUCUUUAAUCACUGCUGCUAAAUCCAGUAAGAAUCAUGAACUAGAUCACACAGAAAUUAUUUUAUUUGUAAGUGCACAUUUUCCAUUGAUUUAAAAUAGAAGGAAAGUAACAAUUCCUUUAAUUAUGUUUAUAGAAUAGGUGCGAACUGUAAGUAUUUUUAAAACAAGCAAACUUACUUAUUGCAGAAGCCAUUUUGGGGGGAAGGAUUAACCAUGUAGUUUCAGGACAAAGAGCAGGAAAUUAAUGUCUUCUGAGCACUUGAAGGGGGAUGAAAAUACUGUGAUCAGUACUUGCUUAGUGCAGAUACUUCGGUUCAGCAUUUAGCAAAAUGGAUUCUGGUAUGGACUAGGUUGACUAUGGCUCUUAAGCACUUCAGUGAUACAAAAAAGUAACAAUCAUAACUGAUACUUAGGACAACUGUACAUUUCCUAAGAAGCAUAAGGUCUCUCUAGGCAAUGCAGAGCUAAUCCACAUCUGCUUCCAGAUUCCUUUGCAAAGUGAAGAAUCAAUAAAUAAAUUAUCAUAGAAUCUGUUAUUUAUGAAACACAAGAGCUUCUAAGAAGUCUUUCUAAGGAGGUAGUAUAGAUGUGGCAUAUUUAUUUUGUUUCCCUCAUUAGAAAAUAAAUAUCUUUACCUCAUUUCCAUUCAACUUCUAAAUACCAUGAUUUUAAAAAAUGAAACAGUUAAACUACAGUGUCUUUUUGUUGUGUCAUAACCCACAUAUUUUGUUGCAUCUUUGUGGGCUUGUAUUCCUUUUGUAAUUAAAUUCAUGGAGAUAAAACUCCAAAACUUAAAGCCUGUAACUCGUGAGGUUAUUUGGCCUCACGUAUUAAUUUGUUUUUCAAAACCAUCUAAAGAACAGGGAAGUAAAUUUGCAAGAUAUUUCAGGUUUUCAUUUUUUUCCCCACAAUGGUUUGUUUUCUAUAGAAUUGUUAAAACAUUUGACCUCGUCUUAAAAACUGGAGAAGGAUCCUUUGAAAAGACAGUAUCUUUGAACAUACAGGCAAAUUUUCAGGGAUCUGUCUGUAGAGAUAGACCCUUUCUCAUUCUUGAAUAAGAUGAAUAAGUCUUUGUGGUGUGGAACUGACCAACUAGAUUUUGUAUUUAAAAUAAAACAUUACAUUGUUGAAGGACCAAGUAUUCUGGAAAUAAUGCUGCUAACUUUACAAUUUAGAUAUGCAUGUUAUUUAUUCUUCGAACUGCUGUAAUGGUGCUGCUUAACCGAAAGUGUUCAGUGGAUUCCCUGAGCAACAUUUGAGCAAAUGAAUAAUUCCAAUUAUUUCAGUAAGAUGACACAUAUACUUAAAAGUUUAGGCUUGUAUUUAAGUAUCUUUCUGAACUUGACUCAUUGUCUGUUUAGUUAUGUGUCUAAUUCAGUUCCUGUUUAAAAGGGCUAAAUGCCUAAGCAUCUCUUGUCUGGUUAAGUGUAUAUUAAAUUGACUGUAUGUAAGCGCAUACUUAAAUUAGGCAUAUACUUAUGUACGUUACUGACCAAGGAUCUAAAUUAGAAUGCAGACACACCACUUGAGGAGCCAUUUCUGCCAUUGGAUUUACUUGAGCCGUGACUGUUGAUCCUGUAGAAACCUGCAUGAGUAUCCACUUAAUUGCAAGGUACUAGCUGUUCAGGAUAAGGUCUGGUUCAUUAGUAAUUUGAAAACACUUAAGUAUUUCAGUUUUCAGAAGAACUGGUACAUAAUUCUAUGCCUAAUUUGCACACACAGCUGCUGGGACUGUAUAAUUAAAAGCCCGUUAGUUAGCUACAUAUUAGGCAGGAUGUGCAGCAAAGUACCUGAUACUCAUGAGCAGACAGGCAAAUCAGGUACACCUCAGGUACACAUUGCAUGCCUCACUUCAACAUGAGAUCUGUAAAGAGUGCUGAACAGUGUGAUGACGACUCAGAUGCAUGCCUGUUUUUUAAAAAGCCCUGGAAGUCAUUAUUGCACAGUUAAUUCUUAAGUGCUAAUAAUUUUCCUAUUUUUCUCCUUUAGAUAGCAAAAUCAAGUGGUUUGUUACAUGUUAAGGAGCAAGGUGCCUCAAAAUUUAACAUAAAUAAAAUAAAUGUAAAUAGGAAGCAUGAGGAAGAAAAGGGUACUGUUAUUUUAUCUUUUCUAUUCCACCCAUGCUACAUAUAAAUUAAGUUUCAUUUAGAUUUAUUUUGUCCUUUGGUCAUAUCCAGCUGUAACCUAUUCCUUGCUGCAGAUCUGUAGAACAGGUGUGCACACUUUUUUUCUUCUUUUUAUUUUUUUAAAGUAGUAUGUUUCCUGUGGGGUCUGUUGGAACUUGUAUAGCUAAAACUGCACAGUGUUUUGAAACUUACCUCAUAUUUUGCUUUUUGAUAAGAAUAUUUAUAUAUUCAUUUUUAAAUCCUGAACUUAGGAGUUUUAUAGUUAAAACAUACACAGUUUGAACCAAAGCAGUAAAAGCCACUGGCACAGUAUUUGUGUAUACCUUGACUUUUAAAACUGUGUUUAAAUAAAAGCAUUUACUUUAUUAAAGUGCAUGGGGUAAUACCAAAGGGCUCAGCUGGAUAGCAUAUAUACAAUUAUGCCAGCAGUUUUGAAUAGAUCAUAGAUACCUAAUAUAAUUAAAACUUCUUUCAGUAGUUUUUCAGUUUAGCGUUUUAAUGUUUAUACUAGUUUAAAUUCCUUUACAUUUCGAAUUUAAUACUUACGUUUAAUUGUAAUCGUAAUUUUUUAACUACUAAAUCUUCCGAUUUUUGAAGAUUUUGGGGGAUUCAUUUAGCAGUCUAAUUGUGACUAAUGUUGAAUGAAACCUGUGUUUAAUUCAGAUUAGAUAUUACUUAAACCUUCAUCUUUACAGGGGGAAUAUAAUCUGAUUGAAAUAGUAGGAAAUAGGUAUUUGGGGAAAAUAUACCUUGCUUAACUGAUGAGUUAUGAUUUUCUUCAAUCUCAGUAAAUUUAAAGCUAAUUUUUCAAAGUUUCAGAUAGACUGAAGUGACCUAGAAUGUGAGACAGUACAAAUCUAAAUUUUUUCUUCCCUCCCCUCCUCCACCUCCAACUUCACUUGUAGUAUGUAUUGUGUGGAGUCACAGUAGUUUAGUAGUUUUUAUUUCAUUUUUAUUUAUUUUUACAUCCAAAGUAGGUAGCACCAGAGGAAUUAAAAAAAAAAAAGCACAAAUUUCAGCUAGCACAUACUUUGGGUGUUUUUUUUUUUUUUUUUCUUUUACUGAUUUGGUUAUUUGCCAUUUCUGGGGAUUAAACUUUAAAAAAUGUUCUUCUUUUCUGUAUCUGAUGUUCUGUGUGCUAUUAGUGAUGCAGCCAACACGAACGGUUGUCAUGUGUAAAACAACUUUCGAUCACCGCGAAAACACCGCCCUGGGAAAGCGUCCAUGCUUGAUAUCGUUUGGUUCAUGAACAUUAAGUUUCCAGUACAGGUAAAAUCCCAGAUGAAGCCAAAGCCCUUUCUCUGUUGGCGCCUGCUCCUACUAUGACAAGCCUGAUGCCUGGUGCAGGGUUGCUUCCUAUACCUACACCAACCCCUUUGACUACACUCGGUGUUUCACUUGGCACUUUGGGGGCUAUACCAGCGGCAGCAUUGGACCCUAACAUUACAGCACUGGGAGAAAUACCACAACCACCAAUUAUGGGGAAUGUGGAUCCAUCCAAAAUUGAUGAAAUCAGGAGAACAGUCUAUGUUGGAAACUUGAAUUCCCAGACUACAACAGCAGAUCAGCUGCUUGAAUUCUUUAAGCAAGUUGGAGAAGUCAAAUUUGUGCGAAUGGCAGGUGAUGAGACACAACCAACACGAUUUGCUUUUGUGGAAUUUGCAGACCAAAAUUCUGUACCUCGAGCUCUUGCGUUUAAUGGAGUUAUGUUUGGAGACAGGCCACUAAAAAUAAAUCACUCCAAUAAUGCAAUAGUGAAGCCUCCUGAAAUGACACCGCAAGCGGCUGCCAAGGAACUGGAAGAAGUGAUGAAGAGAGUAAGGGAAGCCCAGUCUUUCAUAUCUGCUGCUAUUGAGCCAGAGUCUGGAAAGAGCAGUGAAAGAAAAGGCGGUCGAUCUCGUUCCCAUUCUCGUUCAGAAUCCAGGUCUAGCUCAAAAUCCCGAUCUAGAAGGAAAAGAUCACACUCAAAACACAGAAGUAGAUCUGGCAACAGAUCACUCUCAAGACACAAGGACAGACGCAGAUCCAGAAGUCCCCUGAAAAAACGGUCUAGGUCCAGGGAAAGGCGGAAAUCAAGAAGUCGCUCACGUUCUCGGGACAAGAAAAGAGACAAAGAAAAGGUCAAGGAAAAAGAAAAGGCCAAAGAAAAGGAGAAAGAGAGAGACCGAGACAAGGAGAAGGAGAGAGACAAAGACAGGGAAAGAGAGCGAGAUAAAGAGAGAAACAGGGAGAAGGACAGGGAGAGAGAUAAAGAGCGCAACAAAGAUCGAGAUAGAGUCAGAGACAAAGACAGGGAUAGGGACAGGGAGAAGGAUAAGGACAAAGAUAGGGACAGGGACAAGGACAGGGAAAAGGAGAAAGAUAAGGAGAAGGAAAAAGACAGAGAAGAGGUAGAUGAGAACAAAGAAAAAGAAGAGAUUGAGAAAGAAGGAGAGAAAGACAGAGAGAAGAUUAAGGACAAGGAGGGAGAUAAGGACAAAGGAGGGGACAAAGAGAAGGACAAAGAAAAGGAAAAAGAUGGAGAUAAAGAAAAGGAGCGAGAAAAGGAGAGAGAUGAUAAAAAGAAGAAAGAUAAGAGAUCCAGAACACCCCCAAGAAGCUAUAGCUCUUCAAGAAGAUCUCGUAGCUCCAGCAGAGAAAGGCGUAAAAGGAAGAGUAGAAGUUCCUCCAAGUCUCCUAAAACAUCCAAAACAACAAAAAGAAAGUCUUCACGAACUCCUUCUCCAAGAAGAAACAAGAAAGAAAAAAAAAGAGAGAGAGAUACAAAUAAUGAAAGAAGAGAAAGAGAACGCUCCACCUCCAAGAAAAAAAGUAGUAAAGAAAAAGAGGGAAAGGAGAAAUCUGACAAAAGCACCACUACUUUGAAGGACAAAGAUCACACUAAAGAGGAUCAGAAUUCAGAAAUUGACAAGGAAGUAGACAACAGAGAUACACAAAGGACAGAUGAAGUCAAACUACAGCACAAUGGGAACUGUCAACCAAAUGAAGAAAAUCUCUCAAUUAAAAUGGAAGAGGUUUAAAGCAAAGACUGGACCUCUGAUUCAACUAAGGAAUGAAAUCCAAAGCUUUUUAUUUCCCAGAAUGAGGAAGAAAGUGUCAAAGCAAUCAACCUGAACGUGUUGAUAGUACUAGUAGCUCUUCCAGUUCUUGUGAUAGCUUUGUUGUUUUCUUGCUGUAAAGCAAGAGAGCACGGACCAGUAGUUACACCAUGAAAAGGCAGAUGCCAUCAGAACUAUUCAUCUCUGAAAAUCCAUGCAUUUCCAUCAUGGCUGUACUUAUUUGUAAAAUGAUUUAUGUUAAGUUUUACCAUAAGCUGUUACAAAUAAGUAGAAACUGAAAGAUGUAAACCUGUACUACCCCAAAAAAGCUGAAGAUAUGCAUUGAAGGUUGUUUAAAAUACUGCUUGUUGAUGAAUUUUGUAUUGUUUUACUUCAUGGGUUAAAAAACCCACAAAAACUUCCAUGUGUACUGUUUGAUGUGCUUGGAAGUGGUGCAUAAAUAUACACACUUUCUUUUGUUGUAAAUGACAACUGUAGGGAAAGGGUUUUUAAACAUAAACACAAUUCGACGGUUUUUGUGUUAAAUACCCACUGACUAGUAUAUUUUUUAUUUGCUCACUGCUUGAGAUUCUUGGGGUUUAUUAUUUAAAAGGAUUUCUUACUAAUAUCCCUAAAAUUAAUAUUUCUUUUAAAGUAUUUGAACAAUGCAUGCUACUUUUAUGUUCCUAAAAGGGACAUUGCCAUGUUAUAGAUAAUAGGUUAGCUUACUGCGUUAUUUUGGGGUUGUUUUGUUGUUUUCUUUUGUCCUUCCAGAACUGAACACAUCUCUAUGAUGUUAUCAGAACUUACAGCUUUGUUUUCAGCUGUACUGCGGUGUGUCUGUUCAGCUGCAAAUAGUACAGGUGCCAUUACGAAAAUAAACUUUUAUUUGUUUAAAAAAACAUGGGAGCACAAGCAGAAGCUUUAGUGCCUUCUUAAAAUGUGGUAUUUUCUAGAAAUGUGUAUGUGCUAUUACUCAUUUUCAGCUAGAUCUUACAUGAUCUCUAUUGCUAUUUUGCCACCACCAUACUGUAGACAAGAAUGCAAGUGGUUUGUCAGAAUGGUUGUUUGAUUCACUUGUUAAAAUACUAAAGCUCCAUUUUUACUUUAAUUUUUUAUUUUUAGAGGAGAUUUAUAGAUGAAAGCAAGGAUGCAAUUUGGGGACCACCACUGUACAAAAGUAGUAGCAGAAUACAAAGCAUUUUCUGAUCACCUGCAUCAAAGACAGCCCUUUAGAUAUUUUAUCUACAUUUGGAUGGCCUUAAUUGUUACCUCUCCAUCAUCUUCUCUGAUACCUGUUGGGUGAUAUAAAAGGAAUUGUAUGCAAAGAAGAGGGGAUAAAUAAUUUUGGGAAAAAAGUUCUAAUUUACACAGGAGUUAUAUGGUAGAUUUUUUUUUUCAUUCUUUGGGGAGAAAACAUGUGAGAAUGACAAAGCAAGUAUUUUUGUCAAGGUAAAACAUGGCUUGUGUUUUCUGAACUAAUUUAAUCAGUUACAUGAGAUUUCUUAAAGAGUCAUACCUUUAAAACUUACUUAUACCUAAAAUCGAGUAGAGUAUUUUUAAUACAACUUAAUACAAUCAAAUGACUUAAUUGCCUUACCUCACGGGAAGUUAUUUCUUUCAGUUAAAAUAAAAAACUUCAUAGCAUAUUAACUAUUUGCUUUCAAUUUGUUUUUCUUUUCAUUUGCAUAGUUAAUUCUCAAAAAAAAGCAUAUUACAGGGGAUGAAAAAUUUGCCCAGUUUCUAAGGUAAUGAAACCCAGUUUGAUUGUGAAGCUGCUUAAUCACUCUUCAUUUUCGAUAGAAUUUAAUGUUCUUGCCACUGUGUACAUUUAAGACUAUAGAAAAUGCUUUACCAUGUAAAGUAUAGACAGUCAUUUUUGUGAUGUUUAAGCCACAUGCUGUUGGCUGGUAAACAGCUUAUUCUGAUAAAGGAGUGACAAACUGUAUGCUUACAGAAGACUGUGAAGGAUUGUGUCUUGCAACAACAGCUGUCUUAUUUAUGAUGUGUAAGUAGCAUAGAACAAAGCGAUUGUUUGUAUACUUGCUAUCUUUGGUACCAUUUCACUAAUAAAAUUAAGUAUUUUAGAGGGACAUUUCUGCUGGUACAUACUUACUGAAGAAAUAUUUUUAGUUAUCUGGUCUUAUUCACGCAGCUCCUUUGAUUUGAAAUGUGGAUACCAGUGAAAAUAUACAUGUAUUAUUCAUAGUAUCUUUGAAAAAUGAAGUUUCUCCUUUGGGAGGAAUUAGAAUUCUUGCCAGUGUAUCAUGUUUCAGCUGGUACUAGUUUGAUUUCUUGAGUUUUGUUAUCCUGAAAUUGCAUAGCUCUAUUAGAUAUCAGUUACAGAAUAUGUAAAGGAUUGUGUACAUUAGCUAAGAAACACGCCUUUGGAAAUUAAGUUAUGGGUGGCAGCCUUACUAGCUAACUUAGGACAUGUGUAAGUCCAUAUGCAGCACACUGUUACAUUGUAUGUGAACUAAAGGUUUCCUUACAAAAAGGUUUUUCCCUAAAAAAAGGUAAAAAAAACCCCAAACAACCAAUCACCAAACACAAAAACGCACCUCAACUCAUAUUCUCUGACAAAUGCUGUAUUUUCUGGUUUUGCUUUGUAAGUACUGUGCAGAUCUGUGAGGUAGUUAAGUUCUGUCUAUAUGUGUUAGGUGUUUUACAGUUCCUCUCUUCCUAAAAAGCCACUACUAGAGAGCUAUUAUUCUGUAAAAUGGCGCUCUCUGGAGAGAGUAGCUCACUUUUAAGCCAGUAGUGUAGCACAAUAAUGAAGUUCCUGCUUGGUCCAACAGGAUUGUGUGCAUCAUCCAUUAAAUGUGUCCGUCUUCCACUGGAAGUCCAUUGCCUUCAUCGUUAACAAGUUUGCAUGCUGAGCUGCUGUGUCAGAUUGUUUGGUUUUGCACUUUAUAAAUCAGAUUAAAUUGAGUGGAGGUUUUGAGAACAGUGUAGUUCAUGAUAGCUGUAUUUUAAAUGUAACUUCAUUUGAGUCAGCCUUUAUUUGAAAAUGUGACUUGUAAUUGCUCAGAAAAGUGAUGAUAUGGUGCCGUUUUGCUAAGACUGUGUAAAGCACUUAUGCAUAAGCUUCCAUUAGUGACCACAGUUACUUCACAGCAGUGUUUCUGGAUAAUAGAUAGGAUUUUUCUUUGGGUUUUGAAAGAAGGUAGCCGAAGACAGCUGCUGCUGGAUGAAACAGGAUGCCAAGCUCAAAAUGAAGGUGGCUGUGACUUAGAUAAAUUCAUCGAAGUCAAUAGGUUUACACAGGUGUGAGGGAUGAAAUUUUGUUUGCAAACACUAAUGGUAGUAUGGUAUGUAAAGAAUAGCGGUUUUCAUAUUUCAGAAUUAGAACUAAGAGGGGAAAAAAGCACUUCGGUUGGAAACUACAAACAUCUGAAGGAUACCUGAGAAAUCGGUGAGAUGUGGGUUCUGCCUACUCAUUAGUCACCUGCUAUUUUUUUUUAUGGCAAUUUCAGAUAGAUAUAUGUGAACUAGCUUUACAUUAGCUGGCUAACAGCAGCAGCCUAUAUGCACAGCUUGGAUUCUGAAAUGAGCUGUGGCCAGUUGAGUGUGUUUGCUGCGAAGAAGGUAAAUUCUGUAGUCUGUAGCAUGCUUUCCAUUGCUUGCUAGUGUUUUCUGGCCCAGUUACUUCUGAGGCAAUACUUGAAAUUACUUCUAAACUCUGCAAAUCUAUUUGUUACAUGGUAGCUUUUCUGUGUUGCCCUUAGCUUGUCCUUGUAUUUUGUAAUAGUUAAGAGAUUAAGGGAUUUCUGUGAUUUUGUUUUGGUCUGAGGAAGAGAUAAUAAGUUAAGGCUGCUUUGUAUGGUACGAAUUAUUGUAUACUUCAUACUUGUCCUUAUUACUGUGUUAUUUUUUUCAUUCACAUGUAUGACGGUUGCAAGCAGUGAUGCCAUAGUGAUGUGUGUAUCUUCUACUUCUAGGUCUGACGCAUCUGCAUCACUGUCUUUUUGUUAGUUUGUAAUGAAACAAGGUUAGAGUUCAUGUAUUUUGAUUUUACUAGCCAUUCACUUAGAGAAAAAAAAAACCAGACAAAAAUAAUCUUGAAUUUUGUAAAUGUUAGUGUGAAAAUUGCAUUAUAAUGGUAAAACAAAUAAUGUUAAAGAUACGAAUUCUGGACAAUGACUUGCGAACUGGGGCAUAUUAUGGGUCCCGCCUGCCACUUGGUGGUACUUUCCAUUUUAUAGCAAUCAAUUAUUGCCUUAGGCGUUAGCAUAAUUUUAAAAGUGAGAAUUGGACUUAGUGACACAAGUGCUGAGAUCUGUAAAUUGCUAAAAUAAUGUAAAUCUGUAGGCGCUUAGUUCAGAGAGAUGUAGUUUUCUCACCAGAGACUAGAGUGUGGGCAGUUGAAAUCUGUAGAUAUCGUUAAGUGUUAUUACCUAAAGAGAAUCUAAAACUUAAUUUUGUUUGCUAAUAUGUAAACAGAAAAAAAGUUUUCAGCCUGUACCUUAGGUUUAUUUUUAUAUGUUGAAAAGUUAAUUAAAGUAAUAUUAAAAACUAAAAGCACUGGACAAAAGGGAAUUUUUUUUUAUGUAACAGAAAUACACUUUAAAUUGUGUUUAAUUUUAAACUCUUAAAAUAUGUCUUUGCAUGCCAUGUUUAUUUCAAAUUCAAGAAUUCUUCAUUUGUAGGUAAGUCCUGUUGCAGGAUCUGAGCAUGUUAGUAUGGGGAUUUCUUCUGUAUUCUCUUCAAUACAAAACAGCUUAAUAAACUUGUCUGACCAUAUGUGGAGGCAGCUACUUUCGCCCUAGUUUGAGGAGACACAGCUCUAACACUUUGAUUCUGUAUUGUUUAAGUAAAUACUUCAGUUGAGAAGCUAUCUACUAACUUCAGUUUUCACAAUGUUUUCUGAAACUGAACUCUUACUAUCCGAGAGGGCAAAAAAAAUUUUUUUUUAAAAUUCUUGUGACAGCUUUAUGAUUUUUGAGCUUAAUACAGGAGAACAUGGGCAGCAAAAAUGGGGUUUUAGCUGUUUAUAUAUUUUCUUCUGGAAAGUUUCAGCUUACACUUUUUUUCUAAUUAACAUUUUUUAUGUUAAUCUGGUGCCAAAUUUGAUGUAAUACUAGAGAUUUUUGGUGUAGAAAGUUUGUUCUAUACUAAUCUUUUUAAUCAAAUUGUUCUUCUCCAUUGAAAAGGUUACUUGUGUCUGUUUUCACCUGAAAGACUUACUAGCAGUGGUAAAAGAAUAAUUUCAUCUUCCUUUCACUCAGUCUUUGAUGUUGAUGAGCCUGCCAGUUAAGUAGCGUUCUUAGAAGUUGUUGCUCUACUCAGUAAAAUCUUCCUUAGUGCAAAGAUUUAGAACUACUGCACCGAUGAGUAAAUCAUGGGCCACUUAGGAAUUGCUACUUCAUAAAUACAUAAUUUUCAUAGUAAUUUAAUCAAAGAAAUGAGUGAUCUGCUCUGGAAACAUCAAGAGAGUAAUUUGAUAUGCACAGUUCACGUAGUCUUACCAGUAGAUCCUUUCUGGUAUUUUUCCCACUGAUAUAGGAGCUAUGACUAAUUUGUUAUACACAGCACCUAUCACAGUCUGGGUUCAGAUACACCUGGGGAACAUAAGCACUACAGCAGCAAAAAUAUUAUUUCCCUUCUCUAAAUUCAGUAUUUCUGGUAAUAAAGUAGGUCUUCUAAGUUUAAACAUACAACCAAACUUGUUCCGUGUUGGUAGAGUAUAUUUUUGCACUAAUGAAACAACUGUGAAAUGGUACAAGUAAAGAAAUGUCAAAUGCUGCUAUUAUGUUGUAGUUAUUUUUGUAAAUAAACAAUGUCCCAAAGUUUUAA